AUAAGUAUAAUUGGAGCUAAACAUUACUUCAAUCCUUAAACUAAAAACUCACCUUCAUUAUUAUUAAUUAUGAUAAUGACACCACCGGACACCACAAACCUUUACAUUGCUAAGCACAAUACAAUGAAAUAAAUCAUAAUGUUUAUAUGGAUAUAAAAAAUAAAAAAAACUAUAAAUAUUUAUUUAUAAUUAAGAUCAUUUAAAAAUUCUACAACUUGUAUUUAUAUACAUAGAAUAUUAAUUUGGAUGAACAAGCAAGCAAAAAAUCUUUAAUAGAUGUUACGAUCAAACAAGUUAUCGAGGUCAUAGAUGUUGUACACAAUCAAAUCCCCUCUCGCAUUGCUACAAAUUUCUUGCAAAAUGAAGACGUGCCUUGUGUUAUUCGUUGUUUUCAUACAAAUAAGUUUAAUUAAAUCUAGUGAGUUCAAAUCACAUGAAAGAGACAGUUCUAUAUUUCCUUUUAAACUGUCAUUGAACACUGGCAGUUCGUACUAUGAAAACCCACAAUACCAACCAACAUCUUCUGGUACAAAAAUCGAGGAUACUGAAGAAGAGAAGCCAAUAUACAACAUUCAAGAUGCUCCUGAACUAUUCGAAAAAUUUAAAAAAGAUUUCAAUAAACAUUAUAGAGAUUACGAAGACGAAGAGAAACAUUAUCACGCAUUUGUGAACAGUUUAAGAGAAAUCAAUAAUGUUAAUUCAUCAGGCAAAUCGUAUUCAGCCGAUAUCAACUUUUUAUCAGAUAUUGAUGAAGACGAAUUCUCUAUUCUUAAUGGCUGAGAAGUUGCUGACAUUGAAUUUAUAGUGAGUUUGACUGGUAUCACGUAUUUCUUUCCUUUUAAAUAAAACUUAUAUCUACCAAAUAUUUAUUUUUUAUUAAAAGGUGACACAGCUUCCUUAAUCUUUUAAAUACAAUAUCUAAUAAUAUUAUGAACAGGGAUAAUUUGAUUGUUUGUUUGCAUCGAAUAGGCUCCGCUAUGAAUGUACAGUAGGUCUAUUCAGCUAAUGUUUACGUAAUAAUCGAAUCCCAAUAGAAUCUCGACAAAUUAAAGUACAUUUCACCUCUGUAUGUACAUUGUACUUAAGGAAGUAUUAUGUUAUUAGUUUAAGUCUUCCUCACAAAUCAAUAGUGACAGAUAUAUAAUAAAAUUGAACUUCAGGUUAAUAGUACAAUAGCAAAUUGCAAAUAGUAGAGAUUCUAUUUAAAGCAACUGCCUACAAUUGAAGUGUCCUAAAAGACUGCAUCAUACGCAGAUGACAUAGGCUAUAAUUUGCGCGGCCAAAGUCGCCAGAAAUCAAAUAUUAGUGCACAAGUUUAUUUUGCGUUUGUGCACCAGCUAUUUAAAUGGUUAUGCUUAUCAUUUUUCUAUAUGACAUAAACCCAUUAUUAUUUUGCAUAAAGUCAGUGUGUGUAGGAUGAUUAUCGUGACAUUUAU
This is a messenger RNA of Diatraea saccharalis (sugarcane borer), 1436 nucleotides long. The record is from the annotation of a GenBank genome assembly. NCBI's taxonomy places the organism in Eukaryota, Metazoa, Arthropoda, Insecta, Lepidoptera, Crambidae.